AUGAAUUUUCUAUCAUCCAGUUCUAGCACUUCAUCAGUAGGGUCAAAAAUCAAAGUUGCAUCAGAAGAACGAUCUUUUGAGAAAGAUUUGCUAGAAUUAGAUUUUAGAGCAAAUUCUUCGACUCGUUUGACAUAUUUUCGAGUUGCUUUGGUUGGUGAAGUUGGUUCAGAGAAAAAUAAUGUUCGUCGAGCUUAUGUUCAAUUAAUGUCAAAUCGGAAUAAUCAAAUUAAAGCCGAGAAAGCAACGGUUUAUGAUUAA
Molecule: messenger RNA, 258 nt
Organism: Loa loa (African eye worm)
Lineage: Eukaryota; Metazoa; Nematoda; Chromadorea; Rhabditida; Onchocercidae
Exons: 2
Coding region: 1-258 (85 amino acids)
Source: RefSeq, a predicted model, not a curated record